Molecule: messenger RNA, 916 nt
Organism: Eruca vesicaria subsp. sativa (arugula)
Lineage: Eukaryota; Viridiplantae; Streptophyta; Magnoliopsida; Brassicales; Brassicaceae
Source: the annotation of a GenBank genome assembly
AUCAUUACAUACACAUUCGAUCAAUACUCAAGAAUAUAAAAAUGGCGAACUUCUCUGGUUCACACCUUCUCCUCUUCUCCUUCAUCAUCGCAACAGGGACACUAUCCGUUGUCUCCGGCACGGUCUUCACCAUUGUGAACAGCUGCAGUUUCAACGUCUGGCCAGGUGUCCUCACCGGAAACGGUGCACAACUCAACGACGGCGGCUUUCUCUUAACCCCUGGAGCUUCCGUCGAUUUAACCGCACCCGCGGGAUGGUCGGGCCGAAUAUGGGGCCGAACGGGCUGCAACUUCGACGGCUCGGGCGCUGGAAGAUGCGUCACGGGAGACUGCGGCAACAAACUAAAAUGCGCAGGCGCAGGAGGAGCUACACCGGUCACACUCGCCGAGUUCACAAUCGGCACUAACGGCGGGCAGGACUUCUACGACGUAAGCCUCGUCGACGGCUACAACGUGCAGAUGGGAAUCACGACGCGAGACGGCUCAGGCGAUUGCCAAAACGUUGGAUGCGUUUCGGACCUGAACGGGAGCUGUCCUAACGAACUACGCGUUAUGGACGGGGGGAACGUUGUGGCGUGUAAGAGCGCUUGCGCGGCGUUUAACAAACCGGAAUAUUGUUGCACCGGUGCGUUUGAUAAGCCGGAGACUUGUCCUCCGACGGAUUUCUCGAGGAUAUUUAAAGCGGCUUGCCCUAAAGCGUAUAGCUACGCAUACGACGACGCUUCGAGUACUUUUACUUGCACCAAUGCUAAUUACUCCGUCGUUUUCUGUCCCAAAUAGAUACAUCAUACAUGCAUACAUUAUUAUCAUUAUCACACUAUCAUAAUCAUCAAGUACUACAGCGGAUGUAAUAAGAGCUUUUGCGGAAUGAGAUAAAUUCCGUAGCUGACAUUAUAGUGAAUAAUAAAGAUACAGAA